AGGUCGUACUAACUAUCCAAAAACCACCGACUGCUUGGCCUUCGAGGGUAAAAUAUACGUUGAAACAGCUUUUUUCGCAGAAGUUACUUCAACUGAGGCAAUCUAGUCGCGCAAACAAGAGGGAGAGAGAAUAAUGGACUGGGAUUGCGGGUUCUCCACCAACUCGCCCGAGUUCCUGCAGCUGGGGACGGAGGAGAUGGAGGAACUUCGCUCGGAGAAGACCGUAAAGGCCACCAAGUCUCCUGAAGAAAUAGAGAAGCUGACAGUUGAUGAGACACUCUCUCCUAUUGAAAAGGCUGAUCUUCUCCUCAGGACGGGUCAGGAGGUACAGAAGGUGUAUGCAGUCCAGCAGUUGCCCUGUCUCCUGGAGACCAACAGAGAUCAGACUCUCAACAAGAUUGUCCCGAGAAUAUGUGGAAACCUGCCCAGUGCCUCGGCCAAUAUCCAGACGGCAGCUGGGCGGAGUCUGGGCGUGGCCUUAUCCAGAAAUCUAAUCCCCACCCACAUUUUCUCCUCCUCCUUCCUGCCCCUGGUGAUCAGACUCAUCAAUUCCAGAGACCCUUCUGUCAGCAGUGUAUGGUUGGACGCGUUGCUAGUGGCAGUUCCGUCGCUAACGAAGGACGUAAUUAGGAGGGACAUACUCUCGUUGGCUGUUGCUAGGUCGCAGUUGUCACAGACGGUCAAUUCUAGGAAAUCUGGCUGUCUCAUUUUUGGAGCUAUCGCACAGAAAUUUGAACCAUUCUGGUUGAAGAGGGAGGUGUUUCCACAAGUAAAGUCUCUCUGUCAAGAUGUGGACUCUGAGGUCAGGAUAACCAUGUGCUCCCAGCUGCACAUCUUCGCCAAAUGCAUGAACCCAGAGCUAGCGAAAUCCUGCGUGCUCCCCGAACUAACGGAGCUGACAAACGACGAAGAACCCGCUGUCAGAGAGGCGGCUCUGGAGUCAAUAGCCAACGUGGUCUCCCAUCUACCAGUGGAGACAGUCAGAACUGUGGCCGUCCCUCUGGUCGUAAAGAUCUUUCAAAAAUCACUGACCGAUGUUUCCAGUCCUGAUUUGACCGGCGUGGCACGACUGCUGGGGAAACUCAGCCACCAACUGAAAGAUGUGAUGACGGCCGACUUGCGUGACUGGUUUGUCAAGUUCUACUGCCAGCUCAGCAGGUUUGACGACCCCGUUAACGAGGGGAGGCCCCACUCCGUUGCCACGCCAACCACCACCGUCCGGAAUGGAAUGAGGACGGAAUGUCGUCGUCUCUGUGCUUACAACUUCCCCGCAAUGGUGCAGAUGGUAGGAGGAGGCGGGUACGUCGUGAAGCUAAGCUCCACCCACCAGGACCUGGCAACGGACGAUUCGCCUCGCGUGAGACACACCGUUGCCAGCGGUUACCACGAGGUGGUCCGGUUGCUAGGAGACAAGAGUAUGAGUGCGGUGGGCAUCUAUCAGAAACUACUCAACUCAAAAUCAGUUGAAGUUCUGCAGGGUCUGGCUGGUCACAUGACCGAGACACUCAAGGGCUUCGCGAAAUCCGCAAAUCUCUCCCCCGAAACAAAGCAUCCCGGUAUUCCGGAGCUGAUCGGUCCACUGAUAACAGCAGAGGGUGUGGCCGGCAGCUGUCGUCAAUGGCGACUCCACGAGCAGAUAGUAACAGGGUUUUCCUCAUUGGUUCACUGCCUAACGACGGACCAACUGUACAACAAGAUAGUCCCCAUUCUUAUGAAGAUCAUCACUGGAAAGUAUGUUCGUCCAGUGAAGCUGGCAUCGUGUCAGUCACUAGCAGUUGUCACCAGGCACCUCCGGAAGGCCGACCAGAGAUCAGCCGUCGUCGACAGACUCAGCAGA
This is a messenger RNA of Geodia barretti, 1837 nucleotides long. NCBI's taxonomy places the organism in Eukaryota, Metazoa, Porifera, Demospongiae, Tetractinellida, Geodiidae. The record is from the annotation of a GenBank genome assembly.